Molecule: messenger RNA, 1276 nt
Organism: Rosa chinensis
Lineage: Eukaryota; Viridiplantae; Streptophyta; Magnoliopsida; Rosales; Rosaceae
Exons: 3
Coding region: 336-992 (218 amino acids)
Source: RefSeq, a predicted model, not a curated record
CCACCACCGCCCACACAACCUCAACCUCUCCUCUUCCUCUUCCUCUUCCUCCUCCUCGACCCCAACCAACCACGCCUCGCCACCUCAUUCAAACCCACUGCUUUCCCAACUAAAUUACCAAACUACCCCAUUCCCAGGCUUAAUCAUAUUUCUUAAUUGCACCUGUGUAAUAAAAGCCUGCAGGUUCAGAGAGAAAUAUAAAUAUAGAAGCAAAGAUGAGAAGUGGGUGGUGGCUAUAAAGAGCUUGUUGCUUAGAUCAAACCACCCUCCUCUUCUUCUUCUUCUUCAACAUUCUAGAGAGAGAGAGAGAGAGAGAGAGGGAGAGACUCAGAGAGAUGGGAAAUUGCCAAGCCAUAGAUGCAGCAACUUUGGUGAUACAACACCCAAAUGGGAAGGUCGAGAAGUUCUAUGGGGCAGUGAGUGCUAGUGAGGUCAUGAAGAUGAACCCUGGUCACUAUGUUGCUCUUCUCAUCUCCACCACACUCUGUCCCUCAUCAAAUCCCAAAUCCAAAACCAAUGGUCCUGAUAAUAAUGCUGGUGAUGAUCAUGAUCACAAGAAUUCUGAUAUGACCAAUGAGAAGAAGACUAGUUCUAGUACUGGUUCAGUUCGAAUCACACGAAUCAAGCUUCUCAGGCCAACUGAUACUCUUGUUCUUGGCCAAGUUUACAGACUCAUCACCACUCAAGAGGUUAUGAAGGGUCUGUGGGCAAAGAAACAAGCAAAGGGGAAGAGAUCAAACCAGUUUGAGCCACUAACAGCAGCGAGGUUGCAGAGAGAGACAGUAGCAGCAGCAGCUAGCAGAAGAUCUGAGGCUGCUUCUGAGCUGGACAAGGACAACAACCAGGUGAUGACUAAAACUGAUAGACACCACCACCGACCUAGAACAUCAACCUCAUCGUCAGGGAGCACUAGUAGUAGUCAGUCUGCCGCAACAGCUCGACCAAGAACAUGGCAACCUUCACUGCAAAGCAUCUCAGAAGCUGCGAGCUGAUGAUCAUGAAGACGAUGAUGCACGUGUUCAAUCUUCGGCCACAUGAUGCGUAAGCGACAGUGGAGCACCAGUAAUGGUUCAUUACUCCGCCUGUAGAUGAUCUAAGCCUUCUUGAUUAACAUGUGAAAAUCAACAUUGGAAGGGGGAUGGUAGAAGACUAGUUGAUCAUAAACUUAUUAUGUUCAGGUGAAGAGAUCUGAAUAAGUUGUGUAUAGUAAAAGGGUGGCAGUUUCUAGGUAGCAAUAUGACUGUAAGAGAGUUUUUUUUUUUUUUUUUUUUUUUUA